Messenger RNA from Olea europaea var. sylvestris, 738 nucleotides. RefSeq lists its product as uncharacterized. Lineage: Eukaryota; Viridiplantae; Streptophyta; Magnoliopsida; Lamiales; Oleaceae. The transcript has 3 exons. The record is from RefSeq and is a predicted model, not a curated record. Bases 1 to 738 code for a protein of 245 amino acids.
AUGGUUGACUCUUCAUUUAACGGGUCACUGUUCACUAAAACUAUUGACAAGGUACACAAGUUAUUCGAGACUAUGGCUACUACAUCUGCUAUGUGGACAUCAGAAUGGGUCGUACAGAGAAGAACACCGGGAGUGUGCGAAAUUGAUGCAUAUCCUGCCCUAUCUGCAAUGAUUGACUCACUAUUUCACAAGGUGGAAAGCAUGUCACAGUCAGCGAAUGCAACAUAUGCACGAAAACCAAAUUGUGAAGAAUGUGGAGCGAAUCAUAGUACGGCAGAAUGCCCAAUUUUAUCACAGAGAAUGGAACAAGUAGAGUACAUGCAAUGGGGUCAACAUCAACAAAACUAUCGAAAUUCAAACACUUACAAUUCCAGUUGGAAAGAACAUCCAAAUCUUUCAUGGGGUGAUGGGACAGAUGGCACUCGCUAUAACGAAAAGGGCACAAAUACUUUACCAAGCAAUACUGAGUUAAAUUCCAGGAAGCAUGUUCAAGCGAUCACAACUCGAAGUAGGAUGCAACUACCUGAGAGAUACAUUGAGAAGCGGAGUGUAAAUAAUGAGACAACACCCUCUACGGAAGUAGAGAUUAGAUUGGGGAAGUAUAGGAUGGAGCAGCAAUAUAAGAAGUUCCUCGAAAUCUUCAAAAAGCUCUACAUCAACAUCCCAUUCGUCGAUGCACUACUCCAGAUGCCUAGCUAUGGCAAGUUCCUGAAAGACAUCUUAACGAAUAACCGCUAG